AUGGUCAGUGGUUCAAUUUACAUUGUAUGUUUCUCUGUUGCCAUCCUCGUAUACUUCUGGAGACGGCUGUACGAUUUUGCUCAAUAUCGUUUAAAAUUGAUAAAGUAUGUUGAUAAGCUGCCUGGACCAACGGCUAUACCUAUAUUAGGAACCACCUGGCAGUUCAAAUGGAAUGCACAAGAGUUAGCCCACCAAAUGAGGGAUUGGGGACUCGAAUACUCUGCUCAAGGCCAUGGUUUAAUCAAAAUUUGGUUAUCAUUUCGUCCUUUAAUUUUAUGUAUCAGACCAGAAUCAGCAAAAGCAAUUUUGGAGAGUAACACGAUCAUCACGAAAGGACCGGAGUAUAACAUUCUAGAAGAAUGGUUGGGCAAUGGUUUACUCAUCUCAACUGGUUCGAAAUGGCAUAGUCGAAGAAAGAUGUUAACUCCAUCAUUCCAUUUUCAAGUCCUCAACGAUUUCCUCGAAAUUCAUGAUGCUCAAUCACAGAUAUUCGUUGAACAGAUUUCCAAGUAUGCGGAUAAGGAUGGAAUGUUCGACAUCUUCCCUUACAUUAAGAGGUGUGCUCUUGAUAUAAUUUGUGAAACAGCCAUGGGUACUUCUGUGUCUGCUCAAACCCAACAUAACCAUCCAUAUGUGUUAGCGGUGAAACGUUUGAAUGAAUUGGCAUUCUUACAUGAGAGAAUGCCUUGGAUGUGGUUGAAGAUCGUGUGGUAUUUGAGUGGCUAUGGACCAGAAUACAACAAAACUAUCAAAACUGUUACUGACUUCACAAGAAAGGUUAUAAAUGACAAGCUAUCGGAAGUGGAGUUAUCUUCGAAUGAUGGGAAGAAGAAAGCUUUUCUAGACCUUCUGGUUGAUUUACUAGCAAAGGGAGAAGUUACAUACGAAGAUGUUCGUGCUGAAGUGGACACCUUCAUGUUUGAAGGACAUGAUACAACAGCGGCUAGUAUGGGUUGGACACUAUGGUCUUUAGCUCAUCAUCCAGAUUGCCAAGAAAAGAUUUUUCAAGAACUCUAUGAUAUAUUCGGAGAAUCCGAUCGAGAGUGUACAUCUGAAGACUUGAAAAGGAUGAAGUACUUAGAAUGGUGCAUCAAAGAAUCACUGCGAUUGCGACCAUCAGUUCCUAUGUUUUCUCGAAUAGCGGAGAAAGAUAUUGAAAUUGAUGGUUUUCUUGUACCAGAAGGAAGCACUGUAAUCAUCACACCAUUCCUCAUACACACGAAUCAGGAGGUGUACGAGAAUCCAGAGAGUUAUAACCCUGAACGUUUUGCUGAUGACAACUUGUUGAAAAGACAACCAUAUGCUUACAUUCCUUUCAGUGCAGGACCAAGAAAUUGCAUUGGUCAAAAGUUCGCUCUCAUGGAAGAAAAAACAGUCCUAUCUUGGUUCUUCCGUCGAUACAAACUAUCAACCUCCAUUCCCUAUGAGGAAAAUGUACCUUUGCCAGAAAUAAUAAUUCGUCCUUCGUUGGGUAUCCCUGUUAAAAUAGAACAUCAUACCUUAUCGAGUUAUGAAUGA
Auanema sp. JU1783 is the source of this 1518-nucleotide messenger RNA. Lineage: Eukaryota; Metazoa; Nematoda; Chromadorea; Rhabditida; Rhabditidae. The record is from the annotation of a GenBank genome assembly.